ACCAGAUUGCCUGCAACGUCGCGAUGUCUGCCAUCGUAGGGAAGAGGAAGCCCAACCAGCCAAACAACCUCCAGCUGCUGCCCUCGUCGCUGGGAUCCGCCCCCGCCGCUGCAUUCAAGGCUGGCCCGCAGCGUACCACCAAAACUACCCAAAAGCUCACACUCCUGCCGGAAGAGAAUGUCCGGGAUGCUCGUGAAACAGAGUCUGGUCGCGACGUUUACUCGCAACUCACGCAGAUCACCGAUACCACGGCUCGACGUGAUGCGGAGCGACUAGGGAAGGCCGAGCGUGCUAAGCUGCCUCGAGUGACAGCAUACUGUACAGCAAGUGGAUACAGAAUGGACGAUCUGGUCAAGUUUUUGCAAAGCAGAAAAGACACUUGUCAUACGCUGCCCAAGAAGUUUGAUGAAUGCGUGUACAGCACGUAUUCUUACACAGGCAGAGACUCCUCCCAGCCACGCACUGGUGACCUGUUAGGUCUAUCAGAGUUCUCAGAAGCACAAGAAGGCUACAACCACCCUUCUUUGCCAAUAUACAGCGAGGUUUUCUUGUUUGAUUAUGGUGUGACGGUUAUCUGGGGAAUGACUGAACAAGAGGAAAGAAGGUUUCUGAAGGACAUCGGAAAGUUUGAGAUUGAGAAGCUUGGUGCUGACGAUGUGGAGAUCGAGGAGUUUAACUACUACGUCGCUGGCUAUCAAUCACGUAUUUACAAUGACUUCAUCACGCUAAAGGAUGGCCGGAACUACAUGGUCAAGUUAUCGAUCUCACAUGCGAUCGCACAGUCAGUCAAGAUCUCGUUAUUCGAAGAAUUGGUCGACAAUACGAUUGAAGUCACGAAAGAUAUCCCACAGGAUAUCGCAGAAAGUGGUAAAGUGGCUAUGUCGAGAAAGGACAUCAUGAAGAGCGUGGGAGAACUUUUCAUUCUACGUAUUAAUAUCAAUCUGCAGGGUUCGGUGUUGGAUAGCCCAGAAUUGUUCUGGGCCGAACCUCAACUCGAGCCGAUUUACCAAGCGGCACGUUCAUAUUUGGAAAUCAACCAGAGAGUUUCGUUGCUUAAUCAGCGUGUGGAAGUUAUCUCUGAUCUAUUGUCCAUGCUCAAGGAACAGUUAACUCACUCGCACGGUGAAUGGCUGGAGUGGAUCGUCAUUAUCCUGAUUGCCGCAGAGAUUGUGAUUGCAGUCAUUAACAUUAUUAUCGAUAUUUUCGCUGCUGGAUAA
Messenger RNA from Saitoella complicata NRRL Y-17804, 1217 nucleotides. RefSeq names its product DUF155-domain-containing protein. The transcript has 8 exons. The record is from RefSeq and is a predicted model, not a curated record. The coding region runs from base 24 to 1217 and encodes 397 amino acids. NCBI's taxonomy places the organism in Eukaryota, Fungi, Ascomycota, Saitoellomycetes, Saitoellales, Saitoellaceae.